AUGCCGCCUCUCCCGUCUCAUCGUCGUCAAGACUCGAACACUACGUACUCCCGCGCCUCAAUGCUUCCCGGAAAUACCUAUAACACAACGGCAACCCACACUUUCAAUCCGCCCGCAACUCCAUCCUACCAAGCCUCCACGCCUUCCAUGUCCGCAGCAAAGACACGUCAAUAUGCCCACCUUCAUGCACAACUCGCCCAGCUCAACGCCAACCUCGCAGACACGCAGAACCUCCUCCGCAUGACAGCAGUACAGGCCGGCGACAUGCGCUUCCUGGGCGGGUAUGUCGGUGCGCUAUUCAUGGGUUCUGCAAAGGUCCUUGGCGAAGAUGGCGUGAAAGGAUGUGCGGACAAAAAGGAGCCCGAGACCGAGACUGAGAAAGAAAUCAAAGAGGAGAGCGAAGAGGAUUAA
Molecule: messenger RNA, 411 nt
Organism: Penicillium olsonii
Lineage: Eukaryota; Fungi; Ascomycota; Eurotiomycetes; Eurotiales; Aspergillaceae
Source: the annotation of a GenBank genome assembly